Solanum lycopersicum (tomato) is the source of this 819-nucleotide messenger RNA. RefSeq names its product DNA damage-inducible protein 1-like. Lineage: Eukaryota; Viridiplantae; Streptophyta; Magnoliopsida; Solanales; Solanaceae. The record is from RefSeq and is a predicted model, not a curated record.
AUGGAAGAUGACAUGUUGUUCACCUUCAUGGACGGGCUGCAGAAUUGGGCGAGGACCGAGUUAGAGCAGCGUCAAGUAAAAACCAUCGAUGAGGCCAUCACUCAAGCCGAGACCUUGACAGAUUUCAAACAUGAUCGUUUGGACAAGGCAAAGGGCAAGGAGGCAAGGGGCAGUCAAGAUAAAGGCGGGGGAGACCGUGGCCGAGGCAGAGAAGAGUCGGCACAACCCAAGCAGCAAGACACGCCCAAGUCCGAUGGCAGACGGUUUGAACACCGGAAAUUCUCGGAGAAGCGGAUGCAGUCCAGUAGAGGAGACGGGUGCUACAUAUGUGGCGGACCUCACGGUUAUGCUAGGUGCCCAGAGAUGAAGAGCCUUAGUGCCAUCGUCCGUGAGCAGAAGGAGAAGGAGGCACAAGACAAGGCGAAAUCGGCAGACACCACUCAGUUGGGCAUGGUUGGAAUCUGUGGUGCCAUAGCAAAGCAGGCUGACAACCCGAGGGAUUUCAGUAAACAAUAUGUGGAUAUCUACAUCAAUGGGCAAGCAGUUCGGGCCAUGGUAGAUUCUGGGGCUGAAUCCAACAUUAUGACCAAGACGGCGGCCGAAAAAUUGGGACUGAAAAUUGUUCCAAGCAACAAUCGCCUCAAGACGGUCAAUGCCCCACCAACUCCCGUGUGUGGAAUUGCUCAUGGGGUUAGAAUCACUUUAGGACGGUGGAGAGGUAAGACAAACUUUACCGUAGCUCCCUUGGACAUAUCCGAUGUUAUUCUUGGGCAGGAAUUCUUUCAACGUUGCCACACGAUGAUUGAUCCCUACCUUUAA